Messenger RNA from Monopterus albus (swamp eel), 1249 nucleotides. RefSeq names its product dihydropyrimidinase (gene dpys). Gene Ontology annotation, molecular function: dihydropyrimidinase activity. Gene Ontology annotation, cellular component: cytosol; cytoplasm. Gene Ontology annotation, biological process: pyrimidine nucleobase catabolic process. The record is from RefSeq and is a predicted model, not a curated record. Bases 9 to 1073 code for a protein of 354 amino acids. The transcript is spliced from 7 exons. Lineage: Eukaryota; Metazoa; Chordata; Actinopteri; Synbranchiformes; Synbranchidae.
AGAAAGAGAUGGAGACUCUGACCAGAGAGAAAGGAGUGAAUUCUUUCAAGAUGUUCAUGGCCUAUAAAGACAUGUUCAUGCUGCAAGACUCUGAGCUUUAUGCUGUGUUCUCCCAGUGUAAGGAGAUUGGAGCUAUAGCUCAGGUGCAUGCUGAGAAUGGAGACCUGAUUGCAGAGGGGGCUAGGAAGAUGCUGUCUUUGGGCAUUACGGGGCCUGAGGGCCAUGCACUGUGUCGGCCAGAGGAGGUAGAGGCUGAGGCCACCCAGAGAGCCAUCACCAUCGCGCACUCUGUCAACUGCCCGCUGUAUGUGGUCCACGUCAUGAGCAAAUCUGCUGCCAAGGUGGUGGCUAAUGCACGCAGAGAGGGCCGUGUGGUGUUUGGGGAGCCCAUUGCAGCCGCGCUGGGCACAGAUGGUACCCACCUUUGGGACAAAGACUGGGCCCAUGCUGCUGGCUUUGUCUUGAGUCCUCCCCUAAGACCUGAUCCUAGCACCCCUGAUUACCUUAUGGACCUGCUGGCCAAUGAUGAUCUCAGUGUGACAGGGACGGACAACUGCACUUUCUGUGUGUGCCAGAAGGCCCUGGGCAAAGACGAUUUCACCAAGAUCCCUAACGGGGUGAAUGGUGUGGAGGACAGGAUGUCUGUGAUCUGGGAGAAAGGAGUGCACAGCGGCAAAAUGGACGAGAAUCGAUUUGUAGCUGUCACCAGCAGCAGCGCAGCAAAAAUCUUCAACUUCUACCCGCAGAAAGGCUGUAUUGCCAAGAACUCAGAUGCUGACGUGGUAAUAUGGGACCCCAAGUUGACAAGGACAAUAUCAGCCAAGACCCACCACCAGGCUGUGGACUACAACAUCUUCGAGGGCAUGGAGUGCCACGGUGUCCCUGUCAUCACCAUCUCCAGAGGCAGCGUGGUCUAUGAGGAAGGACGGCUGAAUGUAUCACCAGGACAUGGCAGAUACAUCCACAGAAAGCCCUUCUCUGAGUUUGUUUACAAAAGAAUCAAACAAAGGGAUCAGGUGGGAAAACCUACAGCUGUGAUCAGACAGCCCUAUGAAGGCAAAGUCAGUUCCUGAGCAACUGACUCAGACCACGAGGGUACUGUGAAUCUCCAGCUGUGUCUCCAGCAUAGUCCAGAAGCUACUAAAACCAAAACAGCUAAAUGUUUUCUCACAGAUAAAGCUGUUCUGAGCGUUUUCACAUUUUUCACUUUAUACUGUUAGUCCAUUUCUGAAAAUCAUACAUUAUCAGU